This is a messenger RNA of Stereum hirsutum FP-91666 SS1, 654 nucleotides long. RefSeq lists its product as uncharacterized. Bases 1 to 654 code for a protein of 217 amino acids. The transcript has 4 exons. The record is from RefSeq and is a predicted model, not a curated record. Lineage: Eukaryota; Fungi; Basidiomycota; Agaricomycetes; Russulales; Stereaceae.
AUGUCGUCCCCCAACAAUAUGGUUUUCCGUUUGCCUACCCACCUUGAGUCAUUCGUUCCUCCUCCCUCCGACCAAGUUCCACCAUCACGAUCAUGGUCCGGCGUCCUCACAUUAACAUUCUCCUCCAACUCGCUCAGCGGUUAUGAAGAUAUAUACGUCACAGCCGCGGAGACCGAUGGUGACAACCACAUGAACCUAUGGCCUCCGCGCCUGCCGCCCGUCUGUGCUUUCAUGCCAGAUAGACUCCCGGACCCCGCCGCCCAUACCGCCAAUCAGGCCAACUUUGCGUCUUUCUCCCGUCUCUUGCUCGAAAACCAACUCGUCGCCUUUGCCCCGUGGAAUGCUCCCGACAGACUUCCGGGUGCUGGGAUCAUGAUAUAUCCCACCUCAUCAUCGACUUCUCUUCUCGUCGGAGCUCUCUUUUUGUCCGGACCAUUCCCGGACUUCAUCGCCUACACGGAGCCACAACAAGGCUCCUCACAGUCUUUCCCACCGCCAUACUCUUUUCCAACUUCCAACCCAAUCCCUGGCCCCUCUACCUCCUAUAGCGUCUCGACUCAGCAUCACCACCAGUACGGCGAUAGCCAGGGCUCCGCGGGCUCUUACCCCUCGUCUUCCACGUCUGGAUCGGCUUCCUGGAUGAGCCCAAGAUAA